Molecule: messenger RNA, 5458 nt
Organism: Crotalus tigris (Tiger rattlesnake)
Lineage: Eukaryota; Metazoa; Chordata; Lepidosauria; Squamata; Viperidae
Gene: PDK1
Product: pyruvate dehydrogenase kinase 1
Exons: 11
Coding region: 251-1486 (411 amino acids)
Biological process (GO): protein phosphorylation; regulation of glucose metabolic process
Cellular component (GO): mitochondrion
Molecular function (GO): pyruvate dehydrogenase (acetyl-transferring) kinase activity
Source: RefSeq, a predicted model, not a curated record
CAAGCGGCUCCGCCUCUCCGCCCGCCUCCUGCCCCCACGGAGGGCAAGAAAUAGCCCGGGCCUUGGCCCGUGCUGGAGCUGCUUUAACCCUUCGGCCGUUCCUCCCCGGGCCAGGAAAGGAGGCCCGGUGGGGUGGCCGUUCCCUCUUGAGAGGCUGCAAGCGGCGGCUGGAGCGAGCUGAAGAGGGAGGCGGGAAGGCCGCUCGUCGUCCCUCUGCUUUGCCCAGCGCCCCUCCGGGUGGGCCGCCGCCAUGAGAUUGCUGCGGGCACUGCUGAGAAGCGUCUCCCCGGUGAACACCAUCCCUCAGCAGGUGGAUUUCUACUGCCGCUUCUCCCCGUCCCCGCUUUCCAUGAAGCAGUUCCUCGAUUUCGGAUCUGACAAUGCUUGUGAGAAAACCUCUUUUAUGUUUCUGCGACAAGAGUUGCCUGUAAGAUUGGCAAACAUAAUGAAAGAAAUAAGUCUGCUUCCAGACAAUCUACUUAAAACACCUUCAGUUCAGCUUGUUCAGAGUUGGUAUGUGCAAAGUCUGCAGGAGAUCCUUGAUUUUAAAGACAAAAACGCUGAUGAUACAGAAGCUGUUUCACGUUUUAAAGAUACUGUGAUAACAAUCCGGAACCGUCACAACGAUGUCAUUCCUACCAUGGCUCAAGGCGUGAUUGAGUACAAGGAUAACUAUGGGGUUGACCCAGUGACAAGUCAGAAUGUGCAGUAUUUUUUAGACCGCUUCUUCAUGAGUCGGAUUUCAAUCCGAAUGUUGCUUAAUCAGCACACGUUGUUGUUUGGAGGAAACGUUGAAGUUAACCCAGCACAUCCCAAACACAUUGGAAGUAUUGACCCUAAAUGCAAUGUUGCUGAAGUUAUAAAAGAUGGUUAUGAAAAUGCAAAGAGCCUCUGUGACUUGUAUUACAUGAGUUGUCCAGAACUUAUUCUUGAAGAGAAAAAUGUAAAAUCACCAGGGCAGCCCAUGCAAGUGGUAUAUGUGCCAUCACAUCUCUACUACAUGGUUUUUGAACUUUUCAAGAAUGCAAUGAGGGCUACCAUGGAACAUCAUGCAGAUCGGGGAAUUUAUCCUCCAGUUCACGUCCAAGUCGCUUUAGGCACUGAAGAUUUAACUGUGAAGAUGUGUGACCGUGGUGGUGGUGUUCCUUUGAGAAAAAUAGACCGACUGUUUAACUAUAUGUAUUCAACUGCACCGCGUCCCCAUGUUGAGACGUCACGAGCAACACCUCUGGCUGGAUUUGGUUAUGGUUUGCCGAUAUCGCGCCUGUAUGCUCAGUACUUCCAAGGAGAUCUGAAGCUCUAUUCUCUAGAGGGUUAUGGCACAGAUGCUGUUAUCUUUAUAAAGGCUUUAUCAACUGAGUCUGUUGAAAAAUUGCCCGUGUAUAACAAAUCGGCUUGGAAACAUUACACAGCCAAUCACGAAGCAGAUGACUGGUGUGUCCCAAGUAGUGAACCAAAGGACAUGACAACAUUCCGUAGCACAUAGAGGCAGGAAGCCAGGCGUGCUGAGCCAAAGAUGGUCCUGUCACCUAUGGUCAGCCUACUUAGUACCACUAUUACAUGUUUAAUGGGGAAGGAUGCAUCUCCAUAUCCAAACUGGAGUAUGAAAACCAUAUCAUUGCCUAGAGUUUUCUGCAGUGUUCAUUUCUAAGAAGUGAAGCUUUUCUAUCUUUGCAUCUUAAAAUUACUUUAGCAAAUGCACCUUAGAUCACUUGAGCACACCUGAACAGUGUGUUCAAAUAUUGUUCUGCUUAACCACCCAGUCAUUCCAGUGAACAAUUCAUGGGAUGUAUUAUUUUCUUUAGACAUCUCCUCUGGGAUCAGUUGCACUAAUGCAGCCUUUUGCCCUCAAGGACUCCAAAAGUGAUUUUCAAUGUGAGAGAAAACAAUGUGAGCUUAUCUCGUUUGUUCAUUUUUGUAUUAAACAUUAUGUGGAAUCAAUUAAUUUGUUGCUGUUAGUGUAAACAGCUCUUUGGCUUUAUAUUUAUAGCUAUAUAUUUACAGCUAGACGUAGAAUUGCUUGAGCCUCAUUCAUUUUGUUUUGAAAAUUGAACUAUUUCAAUCUUUUUCACUGAAAUAAAUAUUUCAAAGGACUUUAUGCACUUGGCUUGUCCAGGUGCAGUGUUUUCCCAACUAGGGAAAGCAAAGCUGAUCUUUUAAGAAUGCAGGGUCACCCGAGUCCUUAGAAAGGAAUCCGACCCCUGAGUUACUACCAGUUUAAGUAGGCAAAAGAUUUUAAACUUAAUUUCCUGUGAGAUAUUAAUGGAAUUUAAAAGUGUACAACUUGGGCUGAAUUUUCCAUUUAUGUUCAGGGAACUUAGUGGUGUUGAUAAAACCCUUCCUAAUAGAAUGCCACUCAUACACAAGUGCUGCCAAAUACAGUUGUCCUCUGAGUUUGAUCACAAUAUGUGAGGUAAGAGUUGACAUAUGAUUGCAAUGAAUUAGUUUCUUUUCACAUUUAUUCUAAUAUUCCCAUAGAACAGUGAGAUAUGCUUGUGUUCUAAGAAAUUAGAAUAUUAUACGGUGUGAUUUAUUUAUAUUCCUUUAUGCAUAUUUUAAUGAUUCCAGUUAUGUUUUCCUUUCUGCAGGGCAGGUUUGACAAAUGACCUAGGUUAAAAACAAAUUUCAUUCCACUGAAAUCAGUUGAAUACUGAUAUCACUGCUAAUCUUUUACUAUUGUAGUAACUUAGAGAUAUAUCUACUCAAAAAUAAAAUCCCAUUGCAUGAGUAAAGGAUGUAGCUUGAAGCAGAAGACUUAAAUACAUUACAUCAUAAGUCCCAUUGAAUAUGAUUGGACUUGGUAGGACACAGAGAAGAAGAUUGGCUUAACUCCCUCAGCUGAUACUUGGGAAAAUAUCAUACGCAUCUUGAGUGAUAUGAAGCCCCACAUUACUGCAGAUUGGAUUUAGGACCCAUUUCCCAUUUUCAAGUCAAAUGAUUGCUAGAAUAUUUUUGUCUGACAGACUGAGUUUCAGAAGACCAUAUAAGGAGAUGAUAUAUAAUGAAUUUCAGACCAAUCAGUAUCGAAUGGGUUAUGUGCAAAAUGAAACAACAUACUUUGAAAUUAAAACAAAACCAGCCCCUUUGCAAAAAAAGCCUGUUACAGCUUUGAAUUUCUUUUAUCAGGGAGGCUGUUGUUGAGCAUUAGUUUGUAGUCAUUGUACCACUCUACUUAGAGAUAGGAGACAACAUUCUGUGUUCCAUCAGGAAACUUGAAGGAAUAAUAAAAAAAAUAUUAUUGGUCAGAAGAUGAAAUACAUCCUCUCUCCCAGCAAAAUGAGCCCUGGAUUGUAAAACUAUUACAGAUAGCUAAUAAGGAUAAUUAAAACAAUAAAAAAGUGCAAAGCAGUUACAGUCACUAGAUAGAUAUAUAAAAUAAGCUUUUACCUGCAAGUAGAACCAUUUACUCAAUACUAAAAAUUAGUUAAUUUCCUUCUAUUACACUUUGUUGUGUUUCAGUAUGAUUUCAAUUCUCAAGCUUUUUAUUUUUGAAAUGCACCUUUUUAUGUCCCUCAUUAUUAUUUUUUUCAUACUCCCCAGUUACUCAGGCAGACUGUCCCCAGAUGAUAUGCAGUUAUCCUCAUCUGCAGUUAUGAUAGAACAUUUCAAAUAGGUGGUGCUUUGAUAGAACAAAACUUCAUAUACUGUGAAUCUUUUUCCCAUAAGAAACAACGGCAGUUCAAAUUAGCUUCAUUGUUUUGUCCUAGAACCACCAAGAAAGGGUGGUGGCAGUCCAUCCUGUGUGCUUCUUACCACAGAGAAAAUAGCCAUGUUUAAAAUGUUUUUUAAAACCUGUAACCAAGAACAAAAGCAAUUGUUCAGCAUAGCCAUAGAACAGCCCAGUGAGGAAGUGCCAUCAGUGGACUCAGGUCAGCCAUUCAUGGAAGAAAGGUAACAAAAUGAUAGAAACUCCUCCAUAACAAGGACUUUUUAAAAUUCAUCAUGCUUACCUCACUUCCUUAUGUCCAAAAUAAAUCUCAUUUAUCUACUUGACCAUAAACCAACCUCCUUUGCACUGGUUCUUUCCUGCUCAAAUAGCUCUGGACAAUAGCAGAGAUGGAGCCUGUGUCCCUUGCUUUAUGAACUACUGCCUUCAUUAUAAGCUCCAUGUUUGGGAGAGUGAAAGAAAAGGUAGAUCAAAGGUGUCAGAAGACCCAGGACUUGUUUGGAAAACAGGCUUUUUUGUUCCAUGUCUAGUAAACUUGACAAAGCUAUUUUGGGUGUAAAGCAUUUUAAAUGUCUCGGUGCGAGUGUUUUUAUGAAACAUUACAUUAUGCUUUUAAUUUUUUUUUUAAAAAAUGAAAAUUGCUGAUCACUUCUAGGCUGACUGGUGAAAUAUCUUGGGGGAAAAUGUUCUGAGAGUAGCCCUGUUAAAAUUCCUUAUGAAAAGGUUCAGGCUGUUUUGUGGAAAAAAUAGUGUUUCUAUUUUGAGGGUUUUUUUUUUUCCCCUGUAGGGCAAUUGUUAGAAGAAUAAUGGAGAGUCUAGAGAUAGCAACUAAGGAACAUCCCUCUCAAUUACAGUGCUUAAGGCCAUAAUCCUUAACACAUUUUUACUUAGGAGAAAGCCUUAAAACAUGACAGUGCCAACGUAUGUAUUGAUUUUAGAUGAUCAAGGAAAUAGCAGACUAGAGCUACCUUUGUGGUAGGGAAACUUUAUAUUUCCUCUUAUCAGAAAUUAAGCUAAAUGUACUAAAUCACAGGAUUAGAUUACCCUUUUGAUAACCGGUAGAUCAGUGCUGGAGUUUACAAAUGAGCUACGGUACAUCAUAAGCCUACAUUAUGGAAUUAAGCAUUGUUGGAAGGAAAUAAUUUGUUACAUGAAUCAUCAAUCAAAAGCUUGAUAGAUGGAUUUGGCCCUUGAAAAAUUAAUUUUUCAAGCUCGGGUUACCAUUUGAACCUCAAGAAAAUACAAUCUUGGGUAAGGGAACAGAGAAAGACUGGAUUAGUAUUAUCUAUCCCUGAACGAAUUACAAAUGUCAACAGUACUCAAAUAAGCCUAUGGUCUGAUAAUCCAAUAAUGAAAUUAUCUGCCAUGUGCCAGACUGAAAAUGAUACAAAUAGGUUUAACAGACACCACUAGAGUUGCAUAUAGGCCUUAUGAUAUAUGUAUAUGUUGUCCUUAUUGAAAUAAGAUGGUGUUUUGACAAUUCAGAUUACCGAAAGUUUAUAGAAAAUAAUUGUUUAGGUUACAAAAUGGAUUUACUUGCUAUUAUUUUGACGUUUGAUUUCUAUUUAAUACAGUAUUUAAAAUAAUAAAAAUACACCUUUAUGGGAAUUUCUCACAUUGAUAGUACUACAAACAAAAAUCAUUGUCUUUAUAGUUGAAAAGUAAAAUGGAAAGCAAUCACUUUUUGUUUUUAGAAUAUUAGUCUUGUACUAUGAAAAGUUGGAUUUGUAAGAAAAAUUACACUAAUUUUUGUAAGAAAUAAUAAAGUUUGACUUUUUUUUUUAAAAAAAA